This is a messenger RNA of Odontomachus brunneus, 1454 nucleotides long. RefSeq names its product argininosuccinate synthase (gene Ass). Gene Ontology annotation, molecular function: argininosuccinate synthase activity; ATP binding. NCBI's taxonomy places the organism in Eukaryota, Metazoa, Arthropoda, Insecta, Hymenoptera, Formicidae. The transcript is spliced from 8 exons. Gene Ontology annotation, cellular component: cytoplasm. The record is from RefSeq and is a predicted model, not a curated record. Gene Ontology annotation, biological process: L-arginine biosynthetic process; urea cycle. The coding region runs from base 59 to 1378 and encodes 439 amino acids.
CGGUGUGUGUGGGGUCAAAUUAUAAGUUUACUUAUAAAGCAAAAAGCGGAGCCGACAAAUGCCACUAGUAACAGUCAUUCCUUUUCGAUCUGUUCGUCGUAUAUCUAUUUCAAUUUCUACUCGAAGCGAGACCGAAGACAUGUCGGAUUCAAAAAAAAAGGUGAUUCUGGCGUACAGUGGCGGUUUAGAUACGUCUUGCAUAUUGUUCUGGCUUAGAGAAAAGGGAUACCAGGUUGUCGCUUAUAUGGCGAACAUCGGACAAAAUGAAGACUUGGAAGAGGCUCGGCAGAAGGCGCUAAAAAUUGGCGCUGUUAAGGUUGUGAUAGAUGAUCUCAAAGAAACAUUUGCGACUUCUUACGUGUGGCCCGCGGUGGCCUGCGGUUUGCUCUACGAGGGAAGAUAUCUUUUAGGUACUUCCAUAGCACGACCGUGCAUCAGCCAAGGUCUGAUAAAAACCGCAAGAGCGGAAGGUGCUAUUAUCAUCGCGCAUGGAGCUACCGGGAAAGGCAACGAUCAAGUUCGCUUUGAGCUGAGCUGCUACAGUCUUUAUCCCGAUAUCAAGAUUUUGGCACCGUGGAGAGAACAUGAAUUUUAUACCAGGUUCCAAGGAAGACCGGACUUGCUGGAGUAUGCCCAACAAAAUGGAAUUCCGAUUUCGGCGACACCAAAGGAGCCGUGGAGUACCGAUGCUAAUCUUGUGCACAUUAGCUAUGAAUCGGGAGUGUUGGAAAAUCCUGCAAACUCGGCGCCGAAAGGACUUUACAAAAUGACUAUUGAUCCCGUGAAUGCCGUUUCGGAGGCGGAGGAAAUCGAAAUCGAUUUCAAACACGGCUAUCCGUCCAGCGUGAGAAGCCUGAAGAACGGACGGACUUUCGACACUCCCCUGGCGAUAAUCGAGUAUCUCAACGAAGUCGGAGGCGCGCAUGGUAUCGGAAGAGUCGACAUCGUGGAAAAUCGAUACAUCGGAUUGAAAUCCCGUGGUAUUUACGAGUCACCAGGCGCCAAGAUUCUACAUGUUGCGCAUCAGGACUUGGAGGUGUUCGCGUUGGACCGCGAAGUUUUGAGAGUCAAGUCCUAUCUGACGGACAGGAUGUCGGAUUACGUGUAUAAUGGUUUCUGGUUCUCGCCCGAAUGCAACUUUGUACGGGAAAGCAUUCUUUGCGCGCAGAAAUACGUGAACGGCACAGUGAGACUGCAACUGUACAAAGGAAACGUGAUGGCGAUCGGCAGAUCGAGCAAAGUUUCGUUGUACAACGAAAAUCUCGUUUCGAUGGAUGUACAAGGCAACUUCGAGCCUGCCGACGCCACUGGAUUCAUUCGCACGCAGGCUCUAAGGUUGAAGGAGUUUCAUCGUUUCAACAAACAAUGCGAUGCCUGAAUAGAGAGAAUGAGACUCCUGUUACCUGCUGGUUCCGCAGAUUUCGAAUAAAAACGAAAUGCACUCCACUACUUAA